AAAAGUAGUAUCAUGGAGUUCAUAAAGUUUUUCCUUGUCGUAGCAAUUGCUUUGGUUUUGGCUAAGUCGGUAACGUCAUCGAACCCUAAAUCCCUGUUGGAUUAUCAAAGAGAGUAUACUGGAAAUUUUUCUCAUCCAAAAAUCAUCAAUGGAAAGCCUGCUGAUGAGAAAGAAUUUCCAUACUUUGUUGGCAUUAUUGAAUUCAAUCCUUUCUUAAUUUUUGCACGAUGUGGCGGAGCCAUUAUUCAUCCUAAAUGGGUCCUUACAUCUGGUUUUUGUGUUGAAGAUUCUCAAAUUGCUGAUUCAGUUGUAUUCUUACUCGAGAUGGGCUCUAUUGUGUCAGGUGCACCAAGAGUAGAAUAUAUAUUGACCUCUUCGAGUGUUUUUCUUCAUCCGGGUUUCGAUAGUGAUACAAUGGACAACGAUAUAGCUCUUCUCAGUUUACCAUCAUCCGUACCCAAUGAUGAGUAUGUCAGACCAGUUGCAUUAGCAGCAGAAGAUACUUCUAAAGAAAGUCUCGUUGGCCAAUUCAUUACUAUUGCUGGAUUUGGAGCUACUUCAGAUGAUGGUACACUUCCUGAAAUAUUACAGGAAGGAAAUACAGCUCAGAUUCCGAUAAUUAGCGAUAUAGCUUGUGAAAUUUCAUCGAACGGAUAUCAGUUACCAACAUCACCAAUCUUUUGCUCUAGAGGAAAUUCAGGUCGUAGUGCACCCGCUAUGUGCAUUGGAGAUAGCGGUGCUCCUGCUACAGUCAUGAUGAAUGGUGUACCUACACUUGUUGGAAUUGGUUCUGCCAUUUUAGGUUCAGGAUGUGGUAAUUCACCUCAAAUUUACACCUAUAUUCCUGAAUUUUGUCCAUGGAUUGAUGAAAUUAUCGCAAAUAAUUAAAUUUCACGAUAAUAAAAUGUUGAAUUUCUGACAUGUCCAUCAGUAAA
Molecule: messenger RNA, 935 nt
Organism: Phlebotomus papatasi
Lineage: Eukaryota; Metazoa; Arthropoda; Insecta; Diptera; Psychodidae
Product: trypsin-1-like
Exons: 2
Coding region: 13-888 (291 amino acids)
Biological process (GO): proteolysis
Molecular function (GO): serine-type endopeptidase activity
Source: RefSeq, a predicted model, not a curated record